UAUUACAUAAAAAAAAACUGUCUAAAAAUUUGAAAACAGUCUCCACUUUUAUAGAGUUAACGGAUGAAAAACUUUUACCACAAUGUAUAUAUUGCUCCUCGUUCACAGGGGAUCUUAUAGUUGGAGUUCUAAUAAGUACAAAUUCUAUUGUGUUAUACAACCUUAUAAAUCGGUACAAUCAGAGUGGACAACUCACACAAACAAUACAAUACGACAACAAAGGAAUAAAACUUUUUCGACGACCACGUUGUAUAACAGAAAACAACAAUGGGGAUAUCGUAGUGUCUGACUGGACAGCUGUAGUGGUGAACGAGCGUGGAGGAAGACAUCGUUUUACCCACAACGAAUCUCAAUCCAUAUAUAAUAUAUUUCUGCCAAAUGGAAUAUGUACAGACGCACUGUCGCAUAUCCUGGUAUGUGAGGAAUUCUCAAAUACAGUUCAAAUGAUAGACAGGGACGGUCAGUUCUUGUCAUAUCUUCUGAUACGACCAUCGGGGAUAUUUUAUCCACGAAGCUUGAGUUACGAUGUAAACACUCACCGUCUCUGGGUAGGGUCAGAGUACUAUAACAAGGUUUGCUGCUUCAGAUAUAUGACCCAAAAGGUUGCAUGUAUAGAUCUUAAUCAAUGCAUUUAUGAUGUGAGGGAGUCCAUAACUAAUAUUGUAAUAACAGGAAAAAGACAAAAUGAGAGUCCGAUGAGACUGAUGUCUUCACCUAAGUUACUUCAAUCUGUCAGAGUGGCCCACAUGUGUUGCGAUCACAUUGCAUGCGUAACAUCAGAUCGAAUAUGGGCCAGUGGUAGAGACAAGCUUUUAUUGAUAAACACGAACGGUGAACCUCUUCAUUAUCGAGAGGAUUUAUUUAAUGAUGAAAAUGUGGGAACAUACAGUGCAAGACACACAGUUAAUAGUGACAAUGGACUGUCUUAUAUACACAGAAAUAAUAACAUCCACAGGCUAUCUCAGGAAAAGAAAAGCACGAUAUUCAUAAACAAGGGACAUUUUUGGAAGCAUUGGUGUAAUUUCUGGUCAACGAUUACCAAUGAUCUAUUGGUCGGGAUGUAUCGAGAGGAAACAUGGACAGGCGUUGUUUUUCGGUAUAACCAGACCGGACAGCUGACACAAACAGUGCAACACGACAGCACAGGACUAGAGCUAUAUUGUAUGCCCAAUUAUAUAACAGAAAACAACAAUGGGGAUAUCAUUGUGUCUGAAUUUCACCGGGCUGGUGCUGUAGUAGUGACAGACCGUGAAGGAAAACAUCGCUUCACCUACCCAAAACAUCCGCAAGAAUUUACAUUUAGGUCACUUGGAAUCUGUACCGACGCGAUGUCGCACAUCCUAGUGUGUGAUUCCUUUCCUGGAUCCAUACAUAUUUUACAUAAAGACGGUCAAUUCUUGUCCCUGCUCAACAUAGAAAUUUCUUUUUUUGACAGUCCAACCAGCCUUAGUUAUGGUGUUAAAUCAAAUUGUCUUUGGGUUGGAUCUAAAGACAAUCAUACGGUGUCUGCUUAUAGAUAUAUAUAUCAACAUAAUGCACUUACCGGAAAAAUUCCCCAAUGUCCUAAAGAAAAUGAAUUAUCAUGCUCAAGACUUGUGUGAGAAGGGAGAUAGUUUUGGCUUUGACAAGAGGUAUUGUUUAUACUAAAAAUGUCUAACCAAAAAACCAUUCACUAUUUUUGACCUUUUGUCAACAUUUAGAGUUCAACAAGACCUCAGUGCAAAUAAAUUUGAAAUGAAUUUGUUAUAUUGUAAACAAUGUUGUCUACUUUAGAUUGAUAAAAAAAAGGUUUUUAAUGAAAUUAAUGUAUCAAAAUCUGUUAUAUCUUGGUAAAAAAGCUAGUACAUGUAUGUGAUUUUCUAUGUAUGAGUAAAGGCGAA
This is a messenger RNA of Magallana angulata, 1880 nucleotides long. RefSeq lists its product as uncharacterized. The record is from RefSeq and is a predicted model, not a curated record. Lineage: Eukaryota; Metazoa; Mollusca; Bivalvia; Ostreida; Ostreidae. The coding region runs from base 444 to 1601 and encodes 385 amino acids. The transcript is spliced from 4 exons.